AUGGCGACCAGAGUCCUUCAAAGCUGCACCAUCGGCCUAAAUCAGGCUAAAAACAGUGCCCGGACAAAAGGACAGGUGCUAAGUCUUAUCAGAGGCCUGGCAGCAUCUAAUAACAGACACAGAGAGGAUAGCUGGUUUAAGUCUCUGUUUGUACGAAAAGUUGAUCCCAGAAAGGAUGCUCACUCUCAUCUGCUUGCAAAAAAAGAAGAGAGCAACCUUUACAAAAUCCAGUUCCACAAUGUGAAACCUGAAUGUUUGGAUGCUUACAACAAACUCUGUGAGGAGGUUCUGCCGUCCAUUCAUGUGGAUCAAUACUACCCGUGUGAGCUGGUGGGGACCUGGAAUACCUGGUAUGGAGAGCAGGAUCAGGCUGUCCACCUCUGGCGAUACAGAGGCGGGUACCCAGCCCUGACUGAGGUCAUGAAUAAACUAAAGAACAACAAGGAAUUCAUGGAGUACAGGAAAGAACGAGGGAAGAUGCUUCACUCUCGCAGGAACCAGCUGCUGCUGGAGUUCAGCUUUUGGAAUGAGCCUGUUCCAAGAGAGGGGCCAAAUAUAUAUGAACUGAGGUCUUACCAGUUAAGACCAGGAACAAUGAUUGAGUGGGGUAAUUACUGGGCUCGAGCCAUCAGAUAUCGCCAGCAUAACCGUGAGGCUGUUGGAGGUUUCUUCUCUCAGAUUGGAGAUCUCUAUAUGGUUCAUCACCUCUGGGCAUACAAAGACCUGCAGUCCAGAGAGGUCACCAGGAAUGCAGCUUGGCAACAGGAGGGUUGGGAUGAAGUUGUAUACUACACAGUUCCACUUAUUCAGCACAUGGAUUCAAGGAUAAUGAUCCCACUGAAGGCAUCUCCACUGCAGUAAAAUUCCCUCUAGUUCCACAAGAAAAGACAACUUCAAUAGUGAACGACAUUGGAUCUUCCCACUGCCAGGUUUUAAUCAAUUAUAUUCAUAAUGUCAACGAAACACAUAAGUUAUAUGUACUCUCUUUAUAAGCGUCCAAAAGUAAAUACCAGCAAACAACAUCUUAUAAAUCUGCAUCCAGUAAAUAAUGAAUUAUUUUGUUUGUAUUAAUACAA
Messenger RNA from Chanos chanos (milkfish), 1076 nucleotides. It is a transcript of the gene nipsnap2, whose product is annotated as nipsnap homolog 2. The transcript is spliced from 10 exons. Lineage: Eukaryota; Metazoa; Chordata; Actinopteri; Gonorynchiformes; Chanidae. Gene Ontology annotation, cellular component: mitochondrion. The record is from RefSeq and is a predicted model, not a curated record. The coding region runs from base 1 to 861 and encodes 286 amino acids.